This is a messenger RNA of Parnassius apollo (apollo), 504 nucleotides long. NCBI's taxonomy places the organism in Eukaryota, Metazoa, Arthropoda, Insecta, Lepidoptera, Papilionidae. The record is from the annotation of a GenBank genome assembly.
AUGGAUGCCGCCGUGAAUACGCAAGUUGUGGUUGAUUCAAACGAAGAUGAAACAGUCGCCCAGGAACCGGAACUAGAGCAAAUGAGGAGUACAUUGGAAGAGGCGAUUGUGGAAACGCGCAGUAAGACUCUCGAAAAUCGAACGCGACUUCCCCGCUUAGCCCUAAGCAAGCGGAAUCGGGCUGUCGUGAGGGCUCUGAACCCAAUGCUGGUUACCUAUUUGGAAGCCAGCCGGGACCUUUGCGAAACGGACUCAAUUCUUUUUGGCGCCGCACUGGCAGUCUGCCGUAUUAUAGGCGCAAAACUUUCCACGGCUAGACGCGCUACUGGACAAAGUAGUGCUAUCCCAGCCUGGAGAAUAAUAAUUGAAAAGCGUAUUGCAAAGGCUAGGGACCUUAUCGGCAGAUUGAUAUGCUUCAGGUCAGGCAACACCAGGCCAAGGAUUGUGCCCACCGUAGUAGCUGAGGCGGUCCGUAGGGCCCCGAACUGGAAAUUCCGGGCUUAG